UCCGGCAACUUCGCGAGAGCAUAUGAAUACGCCAUUAUCUACUCUUUAAGAUCCAACAAGAUUUGAUUCUUGAGACUCCUUCCUUCUCUUUCUAGAUCUACAUUGUUCUUCAUCGAACGAAUCGACAAUGAACGACGCAGAUGUCACCAGGCAGAUCCAUCAGAUGGUCAGAUUCAUCCGCCAAGAAGCGGAAGAGAAAUCCAACGAGAUCCAUCUUUCCGCCGAAGAGGAAUUCAACAUUGAGAAGUUACAAUUGGUAGAAUCUGAGAAGAAGAAGAUCAGACAAGAGUAUGAACGCAAAGAGAAACAAGUUGAAAUCCGCAAGAAAAUAGAAUACUCGAUGCAGCUUAAUGCUUCGAGAAUUAAGGUUCUGCAGGCGCAGGAUGAUGUUGUUAACUAUAUGAAAGAUGCAGCAGCAAAGGAACUUUUGUUCGUGAGCCAAGAUCAUCAUACAUAUAGGAAGCUUCUGAAAGAACUUAUUGUUCAGAGUUUAGUGAGGCUAAAGGAGCCUGCAGUGUUAUUGCGAUGUCGUAAGGAGGAUUUGCAUAAUUUGGAUCAUGUUUUGGACUCGUCGAUAGAAGAAUAUGCAGAGAAAGUUGAUGUGGAUCCGAGUGAGAUCAUUGUUGACAAUGUUCAUCUUCCUCCUGCUCCUUCCCAUGUUAAUGUUCAUGCUCUUUCUUGCUCGGGUGGUGUUGUGUUGGCUUCUCGAGAUGGGAAAAUUGUGUUUGAGAACACCCUUGAUGCGAGAUUGGAUGUUGUAUUUCGCAGGAAACUUCCUGAGAUUCGUAAGUGGCUAUUUGGUGAAAUUGUUGUUGCAUGAUGGUUCGUGGUUCAGCCAGAAGAUGGAAAUGCAGAAAGUCUAAUAAGGUGGGUUUUUAUGUACUUUUUCUAUUUGAUUUUGAUGAUAAAAUAAGGGUAAUUUGAUUUAAAUUAUGUCACUGAUUAUUGAAUUGAUAAUGGAUGUGGAAAGUUACAUAAA
Messenger RNA from Impatiens glandulifera, 979 nucleotides. Its product is annotated as V-type proton ATPase subunit E-like. The transcript is spliced from 6 exons. NCBI's taxonomy places the organism in Eukaryota, Viridiplantae, Streptophyta, Magnoliopsida, Ericales, Balsaminaceae. Gene Ontology annotation, cellular component: proton-transporting two-sector ATPase complex, catalytic domain. Gene Ontology annotation, molecular function: proton-transporting ATPase activity, rotational mechanism. Gene Ontology annotation, biological process: proton transmembrane transport. Bases 128 to 820 code for a protein of 230 amino acids. The record is from RefSeq and is a predicted model, not a curated record.